AUGACAGAAAGAAUACCAUUAUUUGAAGAAGAUAAAGAUUAUAUUGAUGAAGAUCAUAUUAGUGAAUUUGCCAAGGCAUUAGUAUGGCAAGAUGAUUAUGAUUAUGAUGCCAAUACUACUGCUACUACUGAUAUUACUACUACUCCAAUAAAUGAUGAAGUGCCAGGUAUUGUUAGUUCAUUACCAUCAACAAAUGGCAAUAACAAGAACAAGAACAAGGACAUUAACGGUACAGUUAGUGAUUCUUCACUGAUUACAGAUGAAGAUAUUAUGAAUUCAUCAUAUUUUGAUAAACCACAUUCAUCAACAAAUUUGAAAUCAAAUAGCACCAAAAAUGAUGAUGAUGAUGAUGAUGAUGAUGAUGAUCUAAUAUCAAGACCACAAUCGGGAACCACUGAUAAUACUAGUACUACUAGUCUUUCAUCUAAACGACCAGAUUUAAUCACAUCUAAAAGUGAUUGGUUCCCCAUUGGAGGUAGUAGAAGUAGUAGUUCGCUGAAAAAGGGAUCUUCCAAUUAUCAUAAGAAAACAACCCCUACUUCAUCCACUUCUACUAAAUCAACGAUAGAAAUUUUGAAAAAUGAAUUUAGAAAUAGUUCAACCUAUACAUUAUUAAGAUGGCCAAUAUUAAUAUUUGUAUUCAGUUGGAUUGGUAUAUUAGGAAUAUUUUAUUUUAUGAUUAGAAUUUAUGUUGCUGUACUGGAAUAUUUAUUUACUUGGAGAGGUGAAAGGAAACGAUUAAGAAAUAAAUUACGAAAUUCAAAAACUUAUGAAGAAUGGAUUAAUAAUGCUUUAGAAUUGGAUAAAUUUUUAAAAUUAGAUAAAUGGCUGGAAAAUCCCAAAUUUUCUUAUUAUGAUUAUAAAACUAUUAAAUUAACCAUUUUAAAAUUACAAAAAUUACGACAUCAAGGAAAAUUAAUUGAAUUGAUGGUGAUUUUACAAGGUUGUUUAAAAAAAAAUUUUGCUGGAAUUGAAAAUCGUCAAUUAUAUUCUCAUAGAUAUUAUGGUACGAAAAAUUUAGUUGAAGAAUAUUAUCAAGAAGUUGUCAAAUGUCUUGAAUUGAUAAAUCAAGACAAUAACAAUGGUGAUGACAAUGAUGAUGAUGAUAAUGAUAAUGAGAAAAUUGAUAUUGAAAAAAAAUGGAAAUUUUUCAAAAUUGUUCUGAAAAAUUAUGGUAAAUCAGCUUUAUGUCUUAGUGGAGGUGCAUGUUUUGCUUAUACUCAUUUUGGUAUUGCUAAAGCAUUACUUGAUCAAAAUUUAUUACCACAAAUUAUAUCGGGGACUUCGGGUGGUGGAUUAAUUGCGGCAUUAUUAUGUACUAGAACUAAUGAAGAAUUGAAAAAAUUAUUAGUACCUCAAUUAGCUAGAAAAAUCACUGCAUGUGAAGAUCCUUGGUAUAUAUGGAUCCCGAGAUUUUUAAAAACUGGAGCAAGAUUUGAUGCUAUUGAUUGGGCUCGAAAAUCAAAUUUUUUCACUCAUGGUUCAACUACUUUUGAAGAAGCAUUUCAAAGAACUGGUAGAAAAUUAAAUAUUUCUACUAUACCAGCUGAUCCUCAUUCUCCAGUUAUAUUAUGUAAUGAUAUUACAUCACCUCAUUGUAUUAUUUGGUCAACAUUAUUAGCAUCACUGGCGGUUCCUGGGAUAUUAAACCCGGUAGUAUUAAUGAUGAAAAAUCCUAUAAAUGGAAAAGUUAUUCCAUUUUCUUUAGGUAGUAAAUGGCGUGAUGGAUCAUUAAGAACAGAUAUCCCCAUUGAAGCAUUAAAUACUUAUUAUAAUGUUAAUUUCACCAUUGUUUCUCAAGUUAAUCCUCAUAUUUCAUUAUUUUUCUUUGCACCAAAGGGAACCGUUGGUAGACCCGUCACUUCAUCCACAAGGAAAACUCGAUCAAAACAACAAUAUGCAUCAUUUAGAGGAGGAUUUAUUGCUACAGCAUUAGAACAAUUAUUAAGAUUAGAAAUUAAAAAAUGGUUACAAAUUAUUAAAUCAUUAGAUUUAUUACCUCAUUUUUUACAACAAGAUUGGCUGAAUAUUUGGUUACAAAAUUUUACUGGUACUAUAACCAUUUGGCCCAAAAAUAAAUUAAGUGAUUUUUGGUAUAUAUUGAGUGAUCCAACAGAAUUUAGAAUGAAAGAAAUUAUUGAAAAGGGAGAAAAAUGUAUGUUUCCAAGAUUAUUAUUUAUAAAACAUCGAGCAUCAAUUGAAAAUGUUAUUGAAAAGGGGAAAAAAUUGACAUUAACAAAAUAUAAACAAUUAAAAAGUGGGGGAGUUGAUUGUGAUGAAGAUGUCGAUGUCGAUGUCGAUAUCGAUGAUGAGGAAGAAGAAGGAGAAUCUGGGGGUGUUGUUAGUGAUUAUGAUGCUCAAUCAUUUCAAAAAGUUGUUGGAUGGAGUAAUGAAGAUAAGAAAUUAUUAGAUGAACUUGAUAAUGAAGAUGAGGAGGAGGAUGAAGAAGAAGAAGAGGUUGAUGUUGAUGAUGAUGAUGAUGAUGAUGACGAUUCAUUGAGUGAUAGUUUUGAAAUAACUACUGAACAUUUAAAACAAAGACGUAACACCAUAUUUUAG
This is a messenger RNA of Candida albicans SC5314, 2559 nucleotides long. RefSeq lists its product as uncharacterized. Gene Ontology annotation, biological process: lipid metabolic process. Gene Ontology annotation, molecular function: triacylglycerol lipase activity. The transcript has a single exon. The coding region runs from base 1 to 2559 and encodes 852 amino acids. NCBI's taxonomy places the organism in Eukaryota, Fungi, Ascomycota, Pichiomycetes, Serinales, Debaryomycetaceae. The record is from RefSeq and is a predicted model, not a curated record.